Molecule: messenger RNA, 3062 nt
Organism: Pecten maximus
Lineage: Eukaryota; Metazoa; Mollusca; Bivalvia; Pectinida; Pectinidae
Exons: 2
Coding region: 693-1673 (326 amino acids)
Molecular function (GO): microtubule binding
Source: RefSeq, a predicted model, not a curated record
CGGGGAUGAAGAGCCAUUUAAUGAGAGAGUUCAAUAACAGUGACUGUUUGAAUAUCGCCCAUUGACUGACUGAUCGGUAUCGAUUACUUAAGCUGUUAUUGUACAUUUGCCCUCUACCAAGCAUGGUGUCGGAUUACAUCGGUUCUGUACACACGUGUGUUGUUGUUACGUGUACACGUGUGUAAUUGGAGAUGUUCAUAAAAACUGUGGGUUCAAUUACGUUUGAAUUAUCUUGACCCCCUCGGCGGACCCUAUUUACCAAUAAACGUCCCUACCAAGCCUUUUAACCGCCGAAGUGUGACGGGUUUAAAUGUGUAUAAUUAUUCCCUGGGUCGCGUAUAUGUUUGUAACAAGUAGGUCCUUCGGAACCAUGCCUCGUAUUAUAUACGCAGCCUUGGAACCGUAAGUGCCCUAAUUUGGCAAAUUAAGUAUUCUAUAGAAAUCGCGUGAAUUUUGAUCGAAAUUUGACAUUGAUUACAAUAUAACAUAUACUUUAACACCAGCUCUUCCAACAUGGAUUAUUUAAAUGUGUUUACGGUCUCCAAGUACAGGAUUACAAACGUUGGAUUAAUAUCAGUCCGAAAGUGAUUGUCAGAAGCGCGUGAGCACGAGUCACUACUAUAACAUUUUCUCGUUAGCGUCCAGUUUAAUCUGCAAAAGUGGACGAAUUCAAGGACAUUGAUGCUCUCAAGAUGAAGCUGUGUGAAGAACUCAAACAAUGGAAACUUCAUUUGCCUAAUCAGUCAUACAUGUUACCGACUAUGCCUAAACGGAAAUCCCGACAUAAAGUUCGCCGGAAACGGAAACCACCGGACCCUCCAGAGAACGUCACCAUCACUUUGAAUGACACAGGCUCACGGACAGUUGUUGUGAAACGAGCAGUCCCUAAAAGAGAAAAGCAAAUCUCAAGAAGACUAAGCGUAGAGGAAGGAGGCGAAAGUGGGACCGGAAAUGGCCGUUCACAAAAUAUAUCUACACAAACGACACUUCAUGACCUUGAAUUUCUCCUGACGGACCCCCGGAUUAGGGAGACGGGGCCUAGAGGGUCGUCAUAUCCCGAUGAGGUGACUUAUACCCGUCAGGCCACCGCCCACAGGACGUACCGGACGGGGGUCACCACCUUGAAGGUAGAGCAUAGGACCACUGAUAAUAUUGUCGUCCAAAUUGACACACCGCGCGGACGACCGGACAAUGGCUUAGAUAACGGACAAAAGGGAAAUAAAUACAGAGUAAGAGAAUGUAGAAAAGAGGAGGAAGAUGAAGAGAGAACGGAUAAAGAAGAAACAAACAGAAAAUGUUCAAAUAGUGCCAAAAGAACGACAUUCGCAGACGAAGUUGUGAAUAUAAAAUUAGAGGCGGAUAAGGAAAAGACGGACGGAACGGCAAAGGUUCGCGCACCUAGCAAGGUGGCAAAAGCGUGUGGACACCGACUACCGAUGAUUCGUGUAGGAGGAGGGUGGAUGGAAGUCCCAGACUAUCUUCGUUUUCACGUACCCAUGCACGUGCACGCCGAAACUACAAAAGAUGGCCAGGAAGGGAAUUUGAUAAUUAGGUCACAGCGACCUAGGUCACAGCUUUUCUCAAAGAAGGGAGAAAGCCCGAGCUGGACUGCAACGUUAAGUAGAGGAACUAAAGGAAGUGCCUCGACGACAAUGAGGCAAAGACUUCUGUAGGAGAAGAAACGGUGAUGGAAAUAGGUCAGUGUGACCUAUAUACUAGAAAUGUCGGUUAUCCUUAUAUCGGCAUAACGAAAGCAGGUCACCGAUGCCUGGGGCAGAUAUACUGUAGCAACCUGUUAUGGUUGAAUGAGGUCAGUGUGAUCUAUGUUUGUCAAAAGUAGGUCAGUGUAUCUUAAAUGAGAGAAUUAAGUCACUGUGAUCUAUGUCAGAAGUAGGUUAGUGGAUUUUUAUGGGAGAAUUAGGUCACUCUGAUCUCAGUGGCAAAAGUGGUUCAAUUUGGUACAUGUUUGGCGGACAUAAGUCACGGUGGUCACUUUGAGAGGACAGUAUAUUGAGAAAAACUCGGUGUGACGUGGCUGGCCUUGACCUCUUGGGUCUAAGGUAUAGGAUUUGCUGUAAUAAGGUAAAAUGAAUAUGGUCAACGCCGUAUCAGCACCACGUCGUGAAUAUAUCACGUGAUCGCAUAAAAGUUUUUUUAUUUUACAACAAUUGCAAAACAAGUUAUACUUACUUAUAUUAACCACUCUUGUUGGCCCGGAUGGAAGUGUGCGAGGGGAUUGUGCUGUGGGAGGAAAACGGAGUACCCAGAGAAAACCCACGUGGUCGGGCAGGUGACGCCAUACCUUUCCACGUCCGAUCUGAAAAUCGAACCCCAGUCGACUAGGUGAAAGGCAAAUGUGUUACCACUGUGCCAUUCGACCACCACGUGAUAUAAUGACGCAUGUUGAUUGGAUACAUGAUGCUUUCAGAUGACAAUCACGUGAUAUAAUACUACCCCAUUAGAAAACACUGUCAACAAUCAACAACGCAAUGCUAGGAUAUAAUGUUCUAAAGCCUCUAUUACUUUCUGGUGAUGACACUGACAUAUCUGACUGUCAAAAUAAAGCGCUCUGGAUCAAACGUAAUAUCUUCGCCAUAUAGACUAACUUCACGUAAACUUUAUUUAUUUUACAACAAUUGUGAAACAAGUUUAACCCGCUUAUGUCAAUAAUUCUUGUUGGUCCGAUUGGAAGCGCGCGAGAGGUCUUACUGUUGGAGGUAACCGUCCCACGUGGUCGAGCAGAUGAUCCCCAUAUACAUUUUCACGUCCGAUCGGGGAAUCGAACCCCGGCCGCCUAUUAACACCACUGUCCUAUCCACCACUCAAUCUCCGCCAUUUUAUGUUGACAUUAGGACACAGUGUUCUGUCUGUGACUUUCCCUUCAUUGACGUUAUUGUGGAAACGAGCGUGAGAUUUUAACUCCAUUGAUAUUAGUAUACAGCCAUGUUUCCUUAUUUUGAUGUCAAAAUGAUGUCUUGUAUCUUUUUUGUUUAUGCUUGAUUUAAACCUUAACAACUUUGUUUUAUGUUUUAUACUUCAAUAAAUUUUCUUUUUUAAUCUAA